AUGAAUAAUGAUGGGUUGGAAGCGGAGGUAGCUCAAGAGGUGCCAUUAGUCGACCUUUUUGCCGGCGAAUCGGAUUACGAAGAUGAUGUGUACCGGGCAAACGAAGUCACUGGCGGUGAUAUACCGGCUAACGUGUCUACAUAUGUCCAGAAGGCAGCCAAGAAGGGGUACCUUUUGAGUUUAGACCACUUAUGGCACAACACAUCGGACUCUACGUAUGAGGCGCCUAGGGAGCGCAAAAAUGUUUUAUGGGACUUUCUGGUUUACCACAACCUCAGGGAGGAACGUGAAGGUCGCUACAUGGCGUCCGUGCAGCAGUUGGAAGCGGAGGCCGUGCUCGCCAUCAAGAAGGCCAAAGUAGCAAUACUGAGUGAGGUGUCUGAGGGUGACCACGAUGGUAUGUUUGCCAAUGAUGUAGCGGAAGCAUUUGAUAACCAAGUUACCAAGCUUGUUCACCGCUUUCGUCUAAACGCAAUGGAUGGGUCGCCGUUAUUUUCCAGGAUGAGUGACGACGCGGCCGAUGCUGAGCGCAAGGUUUCGAUUUACUCUUACCUAACUAAGAACGAAGAGUUUUGUAAGCUAAAAUCUAAGCUGGCUGCUAUUAGAACAGCAAAAAAGCGCCUCAUAUCGUGUUCUCUCAUUCGGCUUUUGAGUUCGGUGGAUGGGCUACGUGGCAGAGUAGUAUCUGGUAUCUUCGAGCCCAAUUCACGGGGUUUCAAAAGAGUGACGCUUACGCGAUUUUUACGGCAUCUCGACAAGAUUUCUAACCGUUCUGAAUUUGCCGGGGAGUAUAGGUUUGAUUUGCUAAAAACCUAUGUACAGAACAGGGAGGAUUUUGAGGCGUUUAUCCAACACAAUGCAACUUUUGCCGAGAACAGCGAUGACGCAGCGCAUUUUGGCGACUUUGUCAACCGAUUUACUCCAGACUACAAGGACUUGGACGUGCCGUCCUCAGCGCCGAAAACGGGCGAAGAGCAUCGUGAUAGUCCUGCAAACGAUGAUCGGGAGGAACCAAGUCCGUAUGAUCACAUGAUGGAAUUUAUGAACGCAACCCCACCAGACGAUAUUAUGAUGCCGCCAACGGAAUUCGACGAACCGAUGUACUCAGACGAAUCACACUUGCCUCCAGAUGGACCAGAAGAUCCGCCACAGGGUGCUUCGGAUGAGGUGCCGCAAGACACACAAUCGCAACUCGAUGCGCCACGUGAACAAGAUGACGCCCAACUGAAACUCCUGGAGGAGGCCCGAAAAAGAGCCGCGGAAAUUCUUAGGAAAAAACGGCUCAGCCGUGUGAACGUGUCAUCGGAAUCUGGCACAAGUUAG
Messenger RNA from Babesia bigemina, 1323 nucleotides. RefSeq lists its product as hypothetical. The coding region runs from base 1 to 1323 and encodes 440 amino acids. NCBI's taxonomy places the organism in Eukaryota, Apicomplexa, Aconoidasida, Piroplasmida, Babesiidae. The transcript has 4 exons. The record is from RefSeq and is a predicted model, not a curated record.